UUCUUAGCACUCCAUUUGACUAUUAUUCCUUUUAUUUCGAGAAGACAAAGGGGGCAAACUUGUGUAAAAAAAAAAAUUGUCUUUUCAAUUUUGUCCCCUUAAAAUAUUUCUGGGCACAAAAGCUAAGCUUUUCGGAACUCAGCCCACUUUGACCCUAUUUGCUUUGCCUGCGAAUACUAAUAACAGUUGGGUCACCAUGGUGAUGUUCAAGAAGAUCAAGACCUUCGAGGUGGCCUUCAGCGAGCCUGACAAAGUCUACAGCAGCGGGGACAAGGUGGCUGGCCGUGUCGUGGUGGAGGUGGCCGAAGUCACCCGGGUCACCCGGGUCAAAGUUCUGGCUUGCGGGGUGGCCAAGGUCCUGUGGAUCAAAGGGCCCCAGCAGUGCAAGCAGGAGAUGGAAUACCUUCGCUAUGAAGAUGUCCUCACCCUGGACGACCAUCCAGCUGAUGCGGAUGGUUCUGUGAUUCUGAGACCCGGAAACACCUACGAAUACAAGUUUGGAUUUGAGCUACCUCAGGGGCCGCUUGGUACUACUUUCAAGGGCAAAUAUGGCUGCGUUGACUAUUGGGUGAAGGCUUUCUUGGAUCGUCCAUCCUUCCCGACUCAAGUUAUAAAAAAGCGCUUUGAGGUCAUGGAUCAAAUUGACGUCAACACUCCAGACCUGAUGUCACCUGUAGCUGCCAAGAAGGAAAAGAAAGUGUCCUGUAUGUUUAUCCCUGAUGGGCAUGUGUCUGUUAGUGCCAGGAUUGACCGCAAAGGAUUCUGCGAAGGUGAUGACAUAUGUAUCAAUGCCGACUUUGAGAACACCUGUUCUCGGAUUGUGAUGCCCAAGGCAGCCAUUGUUGCCAAACACACCUACCUGGCCAAUGGGCAGACCAAGGUCUUCUCUCAGAAGCUCUCAUGCGUCCGAGGCAACCACAUUGUCUCUGGCAUGUCUGAAUCAUGGCGUGGCAAGACCCUCCGGGUCAAGAAGAUCAAGCCUUCCAUUCUAGGCUGCAACAUCCUGCGUGUGGAGUACUUCUUGCAGAUCUAUGUCAGUGUCCCAGGCUCCAAGAAGAUCAUCCUGGAGUUGCCGCUCGUCAUUGGCAGCAAGUCUUCCGGCAUUGGCAGCCGAAGCUCUAGCAUGGCCAGCCAGACCAGUUCCGAGAUGAGCUGGGUGGACCUCAACAUCCCGGAUGCCCCAGAAGCACCUCCAUGCUACCUGGACAUUGUCCCUGAAGACCACCGCCUGGAGAGUCCCACCACCCCUCUUUUAGAUGAGCUUGACAACUCCUUUGACAGCCCCAUCUUCAUGUAUGCUCCAGAGUUCAAGUUCAUGCCACCGCCUACCUACACAGAGGUGGAUCCUUGCACUAUCAACAACAAUGUCCAGUGAGCACCAAUCAGAGGACGUAUUUAUGCAGUUGUCUUUUAUCCAGCUUUUUCUGGACUUUUAACAAUUGCACUCACAGAGAUUAUGCACCAGGCAGAAAUUCCCUGAUGAAAAGGGAAGGAAGACCUCAUGGUGUCAGCACGUCUCGUGGAAGACUGUCGGCAAGGAGCUGAAUUGAAUGGCCAUCUUUAUGCCUUUGUGUACUUGCCACAGGCCAAGAGAAGCUAUGUGGGUUAGUGGUGGACCCAGGCCUCAGCUCUCCCCUAUAGCCAGAUGCUGAAGUGAAACUUUCAAGAUGGGACUGUAGGGUAGGGCAGGCAUUUCUGAAUGAGGGGAGGUGAAAGGCCGACAACAGAUCAACAGUUUGGAAGAAAUACUACUGAAUGACAACCAACGACCAUUUGUAUCUGUGAUCAAAAAUUGUUUUGAAUGUGGUGAUUUAGAUACAUGAGGUUGUAUGUCUGAAGAUUUUUCAAUAGGACAAGCAAGCUUUUGGUAGUUUGUUUCUUACGGUUUUUUGAGUAAAAGUGCUUUUCUCAGGUUUUAAAACCUAACACCCUGAUUUUUGGGACACUUGGGAAAAUGUGUGGGGAGAGUUGCUAGAUGGACAGUGGUAGGUUGGUAGGUGUUGCUGCAGAUGCUGGAUGGGAUUGGGGUUUUCUCUCAAUAGCAUUAAGUGAAGGAAUGAGGUGAGAAUAGAAAAGUAUAGCAGGUGGUGUUAAGUGUUAGGUUGUAAUAAACACUCCAUCCAAAGGGGCAAAAAAAGCCCCAAGGAGAAUAACUCCAACUUCUUAUGAAGCAAUAAUUUUGUGUUCUUUUGUGUUUGCCUAUCGAGCAACUCAGACACUGUUUUGAAGUCUAGCUUUCUAAAACAGCCUCUGUAUUUAAAAAAAAAGUGUUGUUGUAAUGGACUUUUGUGGCACUUAAUUUCUGUGGUUUUUGUACUGUUUUUGUCUAUGUUCUCCUUAGUAUGUAAACAAGCAAACAUUGUAUAAGGGAGAAAAAUCACUAUAUGCCUAUUUUUUCUUACCUUGAAUCUUUAGUGUUGUGUGACUAUAAACCAAUGUUGAUAAUUUGGGGUAUGGGGUAAGUUGUUGGCAGCCUUGAAUGAUGCAAGGGCAGAAUCUGAGGCUCGGGGGGGGGGCAGCACUUUCCCCCCACCAUCUUCUUGAGAGGUUUCUCAUGCAUUCCCUUGCUUCCUUUGUUAUCAAAAGCCCAGCAAUAUCUAAAGACCAGUCUCUAUAUACAUUUCGUUGAAUGGUGCCAAACAGCUUUGUACUUCCCCACAAAGCUGACACAAGCAGAAUAAAAUCGGGCAUGGCUUUAGGCUUGUGUGAACUAAAAUAAGGAAGCAUAUCUAUUUCUGGGCUGCUCUUCACCCACCCCACCCCCAUAUUUUUCAGCAAAUAACUUGGUUUAUUCCCCACUGAUGGAAAAAUGCACUUUCUUUAAACAGAUUUUGAAAAACAGCACUGCAUAUCUAAAGUGUUAAUUGAUCCCAGAUUUUGUCACCCCAGAUAUCUUGUCACAAGAUACUAUAUAAGUGACAGUUGGACAUAAAUUUGGGUGUACUGAUGUUUUUUUUCCUAUUGUGUAUUUUGUUGCUCUGUUUUGCUUUAUUUUGUACUGGUUUGAAAAUUUAAUUAUAUUUUGUACUACUGCAGUUCUGCAGAAUCCCCCUUUUGGGGUCAUAUUUCUAAUAAAUGUUCAAAAACUGAAA
Lacerta agilis (Sand lizard) is the source of this 3092-nucleotide messenger RNA. It is a transcript of the gene TXNIP, whose product is annotated as thioredoxin interacting protein. Gene Ontology annotation, molecular function: ubiquitin protein ligase binding. Bases 197 to 1375 code for a protein of 392 amino acids. The transcript is spliced from 8 exons. Gene Ontology annotation, biological process: protein transport. Lineage: Eukaryota; Metazoa; Chordata; Lepidosauria; Squamata; Lacertidae. Gene Ontology annotation, cellular component: cytoplasm. The record is from RefSeq and is a predicted model, not a curated record.